Messenger RNA from Biomphalaria glabrata, 1921 nucleotides. Its product is annotated as splicing factor U2AF 50 kDa subunit-like. Gene Ontology annotation, molecular function: pre-mRNA 3'-splice site binding; poly-pyrimidine tract binding. The transcript is spliced from 12 exons. The record is from RefSeq and is a predicted model, not a curated record. Gene Ontology annotation, biological process: mRNA processing. Gene Ontology annotation, cellular component: nucleus; commitment complex; nuclear speck. The coding region runs from base 169 to 1494 and encodes 441 amino acids. Lineage: Eukaryota; Metazoa; Mollusca; Gastropoda; Planorbidae.
CCAAACUGGCAAGAAAAACCCGGACGCCAUUUUGUGAAUUUAACGACAUUUCUUUAUCGUCUUGAAUAAAAAAUAGGAGAUUGGAUCUAGAUUUUAGGAGAUUGUUUAGUUUUAGGGGCCUAGAUAUUCCGUUCUAUACUAGGUUUUAUCUACAUGAACUAAUUCAGAAUGAGUGACGAUCAGAGCGAUGUCAAAUUAGAAGAGAGUUCACAUUCUGACAGAAAACGUGACAAAGAUAGAAAAAGAUCUCGUUCUCCGCGUAGGAAAUCAAGGAGCCGGGAACGAGACCGAAAACGUUCUCGUUCAAGAGAUCGUAAAGUUAAGAAAUCUCGCAGUCGCUCACCAAAGAAAACAAGAAAGAAGAGACCUUAUAAAUAUUGGGACAUUCCUCCUCCUGGAUAUGAACACAUUUCUCCAGCUCAGUAUAAAGCAAUGCAAGCUUCUGGCCAGAUCCCAGCAGAACCUUUGACUGCCCCUGCUGUAGGGCCUACUAGUGCCGAUGCCAGUCUCAAUUAUGCUGGCAGCUCCCUCAGCCGUCAAGCACGUAGAUUAUAUGUGGGCGGUAUUCCAUUUGGGAUGACUGAUGAAGCUAUGAUGGAUUUCUUUAAUCAUCAAAUGCGUAUAACAGGGCUUGCUCAAGCAGAAGGCAAUCCUGUUAUUGCUGUACAGAUAAAUUUGGAUAAAAAUUUUGCCUUUUUAGAAUUCCGGUCUGUAGAUGAAACUACACAAGCUCUGGCAUUUGAUGGCAUUAGUUUUCAAGGGCAACCAUUGAAAAUUCGAAGGCCAAGUGACUAUAAACCACUACCAGGCAUGGCAGAAAAUCCAACUUUAGCCGUUCCAGGUGUAGUGUCAACUGUUGUUCAAGAUUCAGCUCACAAAAUUUUUAUUGGAGGCCUGCCCAGUUACUUAAAUGAAGAUCAGGUCAAAGAACUGCUUGUUUCCUUUGGACCUUUGAGUGCAUUUAAUCUUGUCAAAGAUAGUGCAACAGGUCUUACUAAAGGCUUUGCUUUUUGCGAGUAUGCUGAUGUGUCAGUUACAGACCAGGCAUGCGCAGGGCUUAAUGGAAUGCAGUUAGGUGACAAAAAACUUAUUGUACAGAGGGCUAGUGUAGGUGCUAAGAAUGCACAACAGCAAGCACCAGUACAGCUUCAAGUUCCUGGUUUGAAUUUGAACCAAGGGGCUGGUCCUGCCACAGAAGUUUUGUGCUUGAUGAAUAUGAUUACACCAGAGGAGUUAGUUGAUGAAGAGGAAUAUGAAGACAUUGUUGAAGAUGUGAAGGAAGAAUGUGGCAAAUAUGGCAUUGUUAUGAGUUUGGAAAUUCCAAGACCUAUUAAAGGAGUAGAAGUACCAGGGGUUGGAAAGAUAUUUGUGGAGUUCAACUCAAUUAUAGAAUGUCAAAAGGCUCAAGCUGCCCUAACAGGACGUAAAUUCUCAAAUCGUGUAGUUGUAACAUCUUAUUAUGAUCCAGAUCGAUAUCAUAGGAGGGAAUUUUAAUUGUAUUUGCAUAAUGUUUUUAAGGAUUCUGCUGUAUUGGGAACAAAUAAUGAAUGAAUACAGUAGUUUUAAGUUCAAGAAUUCAAAAAAUAUCUGUCAAAGUAUGACCAUUAAAACUAACAAAACUUAAUGGGAUUUUAAAAAAUCUUCUUUUCCGAAGAAUUUAAGAGCUUUUUUUUUUUUUUUUUAAACUUGAAAAACCCUGUGGACAUUGAAAUGUGUAGCAGUGAUUACCUCUAAUUGAAUGUUCCUGAUUAUUGUAUUUCCAUGAGUAUAUUUUGUGACACUAGGUCAUGUUCAUUUCAUUUGAUAUCAUUUUAUAGGUUCCAAAUGUCAGAAUAUUUAUGUUGCUUUUUUUUUCCCCCACUCUUGUUGCAAUUAUUUAGUAUGUCAAACUUCAUGUGUAUAAAAACAUUAUGCAUAGCAA